Molecule: messenger RNA, 402 nt
Organism: Naegleria lovaniensis
Lineage: Eukaryota; Heterolobosea; Eutetramitea; Acrasida; Naegleriidae
Exons: 1
Coding region: 1-402 (133 amino acids)
Molecular function (GO): RNA binding
Source: RefSeq, a predicted model, not a curated record
AUGUCUACAUCAAGAAAUCUUAUAAAACAAAAACUUGAAGACAUUCUACAAGAAAAGGAAGGAGAAAAAAUUUUGAAACGAACAAUAGUUGUUUUUGAAUUACCUUUUGUUGCCGAAGAAAAACAAAUCAGAGAAUUCUUUGAAAAGGUGAGCGGAGGAAUUGCCUCUAUUGAUGUGAUCAAAGCCAAUGCUUUAGUCUUCAGUUCGGCAGUAAUACAGUUCAAUAAGGAGAAAGGUGCGGAGAAGGCCCUUGAGUUAGCUCGACAUGGAGUUGCUGUGGGCCAAUUUGAUGGAAUUGUAGCUUCGGCUCAAGAUGUUUUGGAAGGAAAGAAACUUUCUAGAACAAAAGAAGAUGUCAAACCAUCAUCAGGAACACCAGGCAAUGGUUGUAAAAACCAAUAA